GCUGGGAGGCGGGACAAGUUCUUGGUUCGGAGAGGGAGGGAGCCACGCGGGGAGAAGGCCGAGGAGGUCCACGGUCCAACCGGGAGCGCGGGAGUGAGAGUCUGAAGGCCAUGGUGCAAAGAUAAGGCUGUGAGCUACCCUGUGCCUCCUUCCCAGGGCUGCGAAAUGGAGGAAGGCGGUAGCCCGGGAGGCCUGAUUAAGGUGGUCCAUCUACUGGUCUUGUCAGGUGCCUGGGGCAUGCAAAUGUGGGUGACCUUCGUCUCAGGCUUCCUGCUUUUCCGAGGCCUUCCACGACAUACCUUCGGCCUAGUGCAAAGCAAACUCUUCCCUUUCUACUUUCACAUCUCCAUGAGCUGUGCCUUCAUCAACCUCUGCAUCUUGGCUGCACAGCAUGCCUGGGCACAGCUCACACUCUGGGAGGCCAGCCAGCUUUGUCUCCUGUUCCUGAGUCUUACGCUGGCCACCGUCAACGCCCGCUGGCUGGAGCCCCGCACUACAGCUGCCAUGUGGGCCCUGCAGACCGUGGAGAAGGAGCGGGGCCUGGGCGGGGAGGUGGCGGGCAGCCACCAGGGCCCUGAUCCCUACCGCCAGCUGCGGGAGAAGGACCCCAAAUACAAUGCCCUCCGCCAGAAUUUCUUCCGCUACCAUGGUGUGUCCACCCUUUGCAAUCUGGGCUGUCUCCUAAGCAAUGGGCUCUGUCUUGCCAGCCUCGCCCUGGGCCUUAAGAGCCUCUAGCAUGGACCCUGGAUGUCAAUAAAUGCUUCUUUGGAAA
Lemur catta (Ring-tailed lemur) is the source of this 772-nucleotide messenger RNA. RefSeq names its product transmembrane protein 205 (gene TMEM205). The record is from RefSeq and is a predicted model, not a curated record. The transcript has 4 exons. The coding region runs from base 166 to 735 and encodes 189 amino acids. NCBI's taxonomy places the organism in Eukaryota, Metazoa, Chordata, Mammalia, Primates, Lemuridae.